GAUUGGAUCUGUUGCUGGGUCUCCCAUUCGGGACUUUACCUUCUUCAACAGGGAGAGACAGCUCACUCUGAUGGCGACUUUCCAACUGUUGCUGCUGGGACUUUGUGUGACUACGUUCCUGGUCACUGAAGGGGCUCCUCCUGGUUUCACUCCAGCUCAGUGGUUUAAUGAGCAGCAUGUGCAGUAUCCCAAGACUAGGGCCCCCAGUGACAAUGUAUAUUGCAACAAUGAGAUGAGACGAGUCAAUCAGCAUCUCAGUCGGUGUAAAGAUAUCAACAGCUUCCUGCACUACCCACUUAACGAUGUCAUCAUGGUUUGUUUCCAGCCCAACAUCAACUGUACCCAUACUCAAAGGAAUGUAACCCGCACCAACUGCCAUAAUAGUACAAUAACUGUUCCGAUCACCAGGUGUGAAUGGAUCCCUCGCACUCGUCCCUGCCGGUACCGUGGCAGACCUAAACAGGCAUACUUUAUUGUUGCCUGUGAUCCACCCAGAGCAGCAGACCGCAGUAGAAGUACGUUGCUUCCUGUGCAUUUGGAUAAGGCUUAGGAGCCAGACCCCAUACUUAUAUCUCCUUGAUUUUUAAUUUUCCCACUAUUUUGCACUUUUGCGUCAAGAUGCACUAUGCAAAUCUGCUCUCUUGCUUUUUUUCUUGCACAAAUCUCAGUAAUCCUGUAUUUCCCAUGAAUAUAUCAAGAAUUCUCCUAGAAAAGGUUUUUAUGGGGUUGAGCCUUUCUGGAUGGCUUUAUCAGGGCAUGAGAUUCCCCUGUUACUCUUUAACCUGAUGCUUAGAGAUGAAAUUGACUUCCUUUAUUCUCCACCCUAGCAAUGAUGUGGAAUGGAAUCAUCUAUCUCUCCCACUCCUCACUAUUUCUUCACCUUUCCCAUCUUCCUUAACACCUUAGAUCCAAGUAGAAGGAAAAGGAGGAGGUAGAUAAGUAUGCUUUUAUUCUAGCUUCUGGCCAUCUCUUCACUCUGCUGCUUACACUCCUUUCUUCAUCCUCCAAUAAUAUCUUUUUCCACCUCUGGAUAUUCUGAUUCUGGGUACCACUCCCCCAUAUUUUUUGCAUUAUGGUUUUCCCUCUUUAAAAUGUAAGCUCCUUGAGGGCAGGGAUUAUCUUCCUUGCUUAUAGUUUUAUCUUCAGUGACUGGUACCUAGUAAUUGGUCAAUAAUGCUUUUCUAAACCUGGAAAGACUUACAUGAACUGAUGCAGAGUGAAGCAAACAGAACCAGGAGAACAUCGUACACAGUAACAGCAAUAUUGUAUGAUGAGCAACAAUGAAUAACUUAGUAAUUCUCAGCAACGCAAUGAUCGAAGACAAUCUCAAAGCACUCAUGAUGAAAAAUA
Trichosurus vulpecula (common brushtail) is the source of this 1350-nucleotide messenger RNA. Its product is annotated as ribonuclease 8-like. NCBI's taxonomy places the organism in Eukaryota, Metazoa, Chordata, Mammalia, Diprotodontia, Phalangeridae. The transcript has 2 exons. The record is from RefSeq and is a predicted model, not a curated record. Bases 71 to 550 code for a protein of 159 amino acids. Gene Ontology annotation, molecular function: nucleic acid binding.